This is a messenger RNA of Pocillopora meandrina, 3223 nucleotides long. The record is from the annotation of a GenBank genome assembly. Lineage: Eukaryota; Metazoa; Cnidaria; Anthozoa; Scleractinia; Pocilloporidae.
UUUGUCAACAGUUUCGCUUUCAUUACCGCGUGCUGCACAGGAACAACUUGAGUUCUUCCUUUGUUAGAACAUGAGUGAAAGUAACCUUGAAGAAGGCAGUAACUCAAACAAUCAAGUUUUUAAAGACGCUGAAAAUCAAAUCAAAGAGGUCUGUGAAGUACUGCAAAGAGAAGCAACAAGACUUCGUCAGGAGCAAGAAGCAAUCGACGCCAUGACGAAGAAAAUAGAUCAUGUCCACCUUACUUCGACAAUAAACCUCAAUAUUGGCGGCCGCCGCUUCACGACAAGUCUUCAAACCUUGACAAAGGAUCCAGACUCCAUGUUAGCUGCUAUGUUCUCCGGGAAGUUUGAGGUGAAACCAUCAGAAGACGGAGCUUUCUUUAUCGACCGAGAUGGCAAACACUUCCGGUUUAUACUAAACUAUCUCCGCGACGGAGAGCUGAUUGUACCAGAAGGCGCCACAUUUCUUAAGGAACUCGAAGCUGAAGCUAAGUUCUAUCAGAUUAAAGGGUUAUUGCGGGAGCUUAAGGAUAAAAUACAAGAGUGUUUUGAAAAAUCAGUGAUACUGAUGAAUGAAGAGCACCGGAGCACGCUUAAAGCUUGGUUGCCUCCACAAGACGGCAAAUGGAAGCUUCUGUUCAGAGCUUCUCAGGAUGGUUUCACAGCUCAAGCCUUUCACGGCAGAUGUGACAACAAAGGACCCACGGUUACCAUUGUCAAAAGCGGAAACAACAUUUUUGGAGGCUUCACGGAAAAUUCAUGGCACAGUAAGUAUAUAGAUUAAUUCAACACUUGGCAUGGUAGAGUGAGUGGCUGUGUAGGGAGGAGGGGGAGGGAAGAGGGAAGUAGUUGAGAUCAUCGCCGUUUAAAGUUUCCUUUCUGAUGAUUUAAAACUGCUUUAAAAUGUUAAAUUUGGACAUUAUUCCAAAAUUUGUCUCAAUUGUAUGUUUGAUUUUUCUUUUCUGAAACAGGUCAGGGUAUUUACGUGCAAUGCUUAAAGUCAUUCGUAUUCAGCAUGGUGAAUCCGCAAGGAAUGGCUCCGAGAAAAAUGCCUCUUGUAAAAAAUCAGCAAAAUGCCAUUUACUGUAAUAGCGACCGUGGACCAACGUUUGGAGGAGGGCAUGACAUAUAUAUAUCAACUAACGCAAACUCAAGUGGUUCAAGUUACAGUAAUCUCGGCCACACGUAUCAGCUUCCCACCGGACAGCAGAACACAUUCUUCACGGGAGCUCGAAAUUUAAAUGUGACGGACUACGAAGUCUUUGGAAUCUGCUAAUGACAGCCGUCACAAACAUUUCAGAAACCAGCUAGUUAAACUUCACAAUAAUUUGAACGAUCUUCACGGUUAUAACUUUUUUUGAAAGGUUAACUUUUAUUUUCAUUUAUUUCAUCAAAAAGCAUUAUUUACAUCUGUCCGAAGCCAUAAAGCAAAGGACAAGAUUCCCGUAUAAAACCAUACUACACCAUCAGACUAUGUCUAUACGGAAAUCUUUUCGAGCAAAGUUCCACACUUCGUUACACAUACUGUUAUUAGAUAAAGAAAAGCAAUGGCAACACAGUAGAUUUCCUUUUCAUUUGGGAGUACAGCUUCGUUUUACUGCAUAGUAUUGGGUUAUACGGAAAGCUUUCCAGUUGUUUGGCUGACGGAAAAGAAGCCGUCACAAGCACUGAUGCAAAAUCUGUUCAACACUGUUAUUUAUGGAGGAUAGCAGGAGCCAUUCAAUACAAUUAAUUCCUCAGAUAAUAAGUGUGUAGAUAAGCCGUAAACGAUCCAAUCAUUCAUAAACUUUUUUCAUUUGUGCACUCGUUUCACCGAUGGAAAAGAGCCGGAUGAAAUAAAGCAAACAAAACUAGGAUUUGGUAGGCCGUUCUUCAUGGAGCUUAAUAAAUAUACUGUUGACUUGACGGUGGUGUAUCCAAGCGAAUCGCCAGACUUUCGAUUACGAUUCUUGCUGUAAGAAUAAAACUUUAAAUUUAUGAAGCUGUUUAUAUCAUCGGACGAAUGCUGCCUACCGCACUGAUUGUGAUUCAAAUGGCGGACAUGAGAUAUAAUUGGUGAUAAUAACCUAAAUAUGACCGCUGUUUGACAUCUCGAUGUUUUCUCAAACAUAAUAAUCUAGAAAAUAUUCGUUAAGGUCAUGUGAGGGAACAAAAUAGCAUAAUGUGAACAUUCUUGCGUUCAUAGUUUUCGUGCUGAUAAGUAGCUAUAAGUGACAGGCGCAGUUCUUUAAUAAAUAACAUCUAUAAAUCAAAUAAGGCAUGUUCUGAAAGUGUUCUUUCACUGAGCUCUUCGCAUUUGUAAAUCUUGAGAUAAGAACGGUGACUGAAACCGUGUUAUUGAAUUAAUUUAAAUGUUUCAAACGUGUCACGCUAUUGCAAGUCACGCAUCUCUUGUCUUGUUGACGAACGACCACGCAUUUAUUCUUCGUUUGAACCUGACUUACUACUUUGAGACAACAUUUCAACAUUUGUUAGUUCUCGGGAAAAAGGUAGGGUUAAAAAAAUUCUUAUGGAAAGUAAUUCAACAGGCAACCAAGUUCUCGAAGACACUGUAAAUAAAGUCAGAGAAGCCUGCGAGGUAUUACAACGAGAAGGAACAAGGUUUCGCCACGAGCAGAAAGCUAUCGACGCCAUGUCGCAAAAAAUGGAGCACGUUCAUCUCUCCUCAAUUGUAAACCUCAAUGUUGGCGGCCGCCGUUUUACAACAAGUCUGCAAACGCUGACAAAAGAUCCAGACUCGAUGUUAGCUGCGAUGUUCUCCGGGAGGUUCGAGGUGAAACCAUUAGAAGACGGAGCUUUCUUUAUCGACCGAGAUGGCAAACACUUCCGGUUUAUACUCAACUAUCUCCGCACUGGGAAAUUAACUUUACCAAAAGGAGCAACAUUUCUAGACGAACUUGCGGAAGAAGCUGAGUUUUACCAUAUCCAAGGGAUUCUAGACGAGUUAGCAUCUAAAGGCCCGGAAUAUUUUGAAGAAUCAGUGAUUCUGACGAAUGAAGGACACCGAAGCGUGUUGAAUGGUUGGUUGUCUUCACAAGAAGGCAAAUGGAGGCUUCUAUUCCGAGGUUCCCGAGAUGGCUUCCAAGCUCAAACGUUUCACUCCAAAUGUGAUAACAAAGGGCCUACUGUCACCAUCAUGAAGAGUGGUAAUUAUAUUUUUGGAGGAUUCACUGAAAUAUCGUGGGACUGUAAGUAUGUUAGUUGUGAAAGGGUUAUUAAAUAA